AUGGACGGGCCCGUAGAGGAUCCCUUCCUCCUCCUUUCGCCGGAGCUCGUCCAGGAGGUCCUCCUCCGCCUUCCGCCGGAGGAGCCCGCCUGGCUCGUCCGCGCCUCCGCCGUCCGCAAGCCCUGGCGCCGCAUCCUCGCCAACGACGGCUUUCGCGGCCGCUACCGCGAGUUCCACGGAGCACCUCCGGUCCUCGGGAUCGUCCAAGAGGACGCCAGCUUCCUCCCCAUAUCGGCGCUCCCUGCCCAUCCUGUGCGCCCCCGCUGGGCUAAAGUGAAGGCCCUGGACUGCCGCCACGGCCGCUACCUAUUCGAGUCCUACAGCAGGUACUUCGGGGAAGGGGAGCCCGUUUACAUAACCAUCGCGGACCCUCUGACGGGCCACGAGCUCCGCCUGCGCACACCGGUGGACGACGGCGUGCUCUGGUUCAGCGCGGCGGUGCUCUGCGCCGCACAAGGCUGCGACCACCACGGUUGCCAGGGAGGGCAUUUCCGUGUGGUCAUCCUGACCACCAAUCAUCAGAAGAAAGUCACAUCGGGAUGGAUGUACUCGUCGGAGACUCGUGUGUGGAGCGACCUCACCUCAGCUCAUCACCCCAAUAUCACCAAGUAUACCUUUAACCGUGGUUCGCCAAGCGUCCUUGUGGGUGAUGCACUCUACUUUGACUUGGAUGGCAUUAUCGAGUGCCAACUUGGUACUCUAAACUUGUCAAUGUUUGAGAGGCCGACCGAUGCCAAAGGGCGUCUUAUGACGGUGGAAGACGGUGGGCUGGGAUUCGCUGCCGUGGUUGAUGUUACAAAUCUAGCCAUUUGGUCAAUGCAGACCGGACCAGAGGGAGCCAUGGGAUGGGGAAAACUCAGGGUAAUCGAUCUUACGACGCUGCUCCCUGACACGGCCCUUUGCAUCCCAGCACCUGAAGAUGGAAUUAGUGGCAUCGCCGAAGGCACCCAAAUCAUUUUUGUGAGCAUGUGUGAUCGUAAUGGUACUUAUAUGGUCGAUCUCAAGUCAAGGCGAGUUAGGAAGGUAUCUGAUCCUGGCAGAAAAGUCUUUCCCUACAUGAGAUUCUACAUCCCAGCAAUGGAAGCAGCUUCUAUGGGCCAGGGGCAGUGAGCUGGUGCUUUAGUGUUUGUCAAGCUCUACUUGCUGGAGCAAGUUGGUGGAGGUGGAAGUAGUGAUGUUUUGCACAAGUAUGGCUCUGCAUCUGUGAGGUUACUGCUGGUGUUACUUUUGGGUUCUGGAACUUCGUUAGCAAGUUGUUGCUUCCCUGCUUGCAGUUUGUAAAGAUCUUUUCAGUCAUUUUGUGAUCUUGUGA
Triticum dicoccoides is the source of this 1312-nucleotide messenger RNA. RefSeq lists its product as uncharacterized. The record is from RefSeq and is a predicted model, not a curated record. Lineage: Eukaryota; Viridiplantae; Streptophyta; Magnoliopsida; Poales; Poaceae. The coding region runs from base 1 to 1110 and encodes 369 amino acids. The transcript has 2 exons. Gene Ontology annotation, molecular function: protein binding.